Messenger RNA from Exophiala aquamarina CBS 119918, 1377 nucleotides. RefSeq lists its product as uncharacterized. Gene Ontology annotation, molecular function: FAD binding; oxidoreductase activity. Lineage: Eukaryota; Fungi; Ascomycota; Eurotiomycetes; Chaetothyriales; Herpotrichiellaceae. The record is from RefSeq and is a predicted model, not a curated record. Bases 1 to 1377 code for a protein of 458 amino acids. The transcript has 3 exons.
AUGGCAUCCGAACCCACGGUCGCUGUCUCAUCCCCAACCUACGAGCCCCUUCGUCGACGCUACUUUAACUCGCGUGUCCCGAACGUCAAGCCUGCGGAGAUCCAUUGCCCACGCACCACCGCAGAGGUCGCGGCCAUCAUUAAGUCCGCCCGCGCACGCAACCUGAAAGUGGGUGUCCGCUCCGGCGGACACUCCUUCUCCUGCCUCUCCCUGGUGGAGGAUGGUCUACUAAUCGACACCUCCCAGCUCAACAGUGAAAUCUCGUACGACUCUGCCACGAAGGUCGUCUCGUUCAGCCCUGGAAGAACGGUACAGGACCUGGCCUCGUAUAUGACGAGUCUGGCGCGCUUCUUCCCUUUCGGCCACGCUCGCAAAGUUGGCACGGGUGGCUUCUAUCUGGCAGGCGGGCAGGGCUGUUUUUUGCGCGGCUGGGGCUACACGUGCGACCAGUGGGUGACGCAGAUCGAGGUGGUCGUUCCGUCCGGUGAUGUGGUUAUCGCGAGCGCGACACAGAACGCUGACCUCUACUGGGCAGCGCCCGGCAGCGGUGUAGGGUUCUUCGGGGUCGUGACGCGGAUUUGGGGGCGGACCUUGCCAGCCAAGAAAUUGUUUGACACGACGCUAGUGUUCGAUGUGACGGACGUGUUCAAACCGCUGCUGAAGUGGUUCUUCUUGACAGCCGACCGAGUACCAAAGUAUGGGAGUGAUCUCAUGUUUGUGACGUUCUAUGCGGACAAGGACACGCCGGAUCUGGGCGAUGAGUCGCGUGCGAAGCGCAUCAUGGCGGCCAUCAAUCAGACCAUCUGGGCGGAUUCGCUGGGCGAGGCGGAAAUUCUCGCCAGUUUGUGGGAUGCCGUGCCGGAGGAGUUCCAGAGAGUUCUGGCUGAGCGGGUGCCCCUGGCUGAGCGGACGUGGGAGUUUAUAUGGAAAGUGCAGGAUUCAUUCCAGCCAUCGGGCAAGGGCACGCGUUACAGGGUCAUCGGCGCCGUCACCCCCGCGGUAUACGAGCUCCCGACACGGCGGGCAACCGGCAACAUCUGCCCGUUGGGCGACUACUACCCUGACGAAGCGGACCACUGCCUCAGCCUGCCGCAAAAGUGUACUGUCACCACCAUCACGUGCUACCAGGAUGCCAGUCGCGAUGCCGCAGUGGAUCAGUGGACGGCGGCGGCGUACCGUGAAGCGGAAAAGGUCGCUAUUGGACAGUAUGUGGCGGAUUACGAUCCAACGCAGAGGCAGGCCAAGAUUAUGUCUGACACGGCACUGAGGAAGUGGUUGGGAAUACGCUCCAAGUGGGACCCGGAGGAUAUGUUCGUGGGAUACAGGGCCUUCGAAAAGCAACUGAGUGAGGAUGUACCGAUGCCCAAAGGCGUCUAA